Molecule: messenger RNA, 1926 nt
Organism: Lytechinus variegatus (green sea urchin)
Lineage: Eukaryota; Metazoa; Echinodermata; Echinoidea; Temnopleuroida; Toxopneustidae
Product: EF-hand calcium-binding domain-containing protein 10-like
Exons: 4
Coding region: 84-524 (146 amino acids)
Molecular function (GO): calcium ion binding
Source: RefSeq, a predicted model, not a curated record
UUAAAUAUUGGUAAGUUCUAUCUCUGACAACAGCGACAACAAACCGAAAAUCAACUGCUGACAUUCGGCGGAAUUCGGAAUUAAUGAAUAAUAUUUCUCCUCAAAUAUAUAUCAAGAUGACCACACCAAGAGAAGCUGAAGCAAACGAGUAUCUCGAUGCACACAGGAUACCCGAAUUGUUUCAUAAUAUCACCAGCCAGCUUGUGUUUCACAGACCAGAGAAUCCAAAGGCUUUUAUGAUCGACUACAUCACCAAGUUAAAAGAAGGUCGUACAACCCAAAUGAACUAUCCAUGUCUUUUUGAUGAUACAAACAUCGAUUCUGUAUUUGGCAUGCUUGACCCUACAAAGAAAGGUCAUAUCACACUGGAGCAGUAUCGAGAAGCGAUGAAAACCAUGGGCUGUCAGAACUUUGAUGAAACGCCGACCGGAGUAGAUCGCGGAAAAGUCACGGCAGACAUCUUUGCAAGAGAAGUGAAAGCUGGUUUAAAGAAGGCAUCUGCCACAUUUGAGCCUCUGAUCUAGAACUGCAUUUGAAAUGGAGGUCCCUGUCAGACGAAAAGAAAAUGGUUAUUCCAAGUAUGAACCUGCAGGCAGGCUUGAACGUAAAUUCCUCUAUGAAACCUUCUACUUCACCGGUCACGGAGUCACGGUGUUGAAUUACAUGGCAUUCUUGAAAUGGACAGCCUUUCUUAAUGAAAGAAAACUAUGGCAUGAGGUUUGCGUGGUUCUUGGUGCGGGAUCAUAAAACCUGUAGAAAAGUCUAACUGCUUUGAUUCUGGCUGGGCUUGGUUGUACACUCGGUAACCAAGUUACUUGUGAGGGUUUAUUUCCAAUUCGUCUAAUGCCAAUUAGUCCAAUUGCCAUCGCCUCUACUGUCAUUUGGUCUACCAUCAGUUUGUCCACUAUCCACAUGGUCUAAUUGCCAAUUCGUCCACUCACCAUUUCGUCUAAUAACCAGUUGGUCCAAUAGCCAUUUAGUCCAUAUACCAUUUGGUCUAAUUGGGUUAAGUGUUAAAUGUGCAAAUUGAACGAAUGAAAAUGAAAAGGAUAUGCGACCAACUGGUUAUGAGACGAAAUGGUCAUCAGCAAAAUGGCGAUUAGAUGAAGUGAUGAUUGGACCAAAUGGUUGCUAGACGAAAUGGUAAUGGACAGAAUGGCAUUAGACUAAAUGAAAGUAGACCAUGUGGUGAGUGGAUGAGUUGGCAGUAGAUGAGUUGCCAAUUUACCCUUGUGAGCUGUGAGCCUCACCCAAUAAGUUCCCGUUUUAUUUUAACUACCGGUAGUCCACUACUCAUCUGCUUUUAUUCACGAACUUCAGUGCACUUCUAAGGCGUAACGAUUAUUCUCGUUUCAUUUACUUCAUUUUAUUCCAUUUCAUUUACAAGAGAUAGACUGUUUUCUAGUAUUGUUAAAAAAUUAUUCCGUCAAGGCAUGCUUCAUUUAGUCAAGUUUUAUGGAUAAUUCAGGGCUUAAAGUGCUUGAAAAAAUGCAUCUUGAAUGGAUUCUGUAACAGCUACGAAAUAUACCCAUCAAAGACACUGCAUAAGACCCGUGUUGCACAAACUUACCAUUAUUUUUACUACAUGUACUUCUACUACAUUACUAUAUUUGUACUAUUUAAUUAUCAUACAUGUAGUUGCGACCCGCCGAGCAUCUCUAGUUAUCAAAGUUGCUGAUAUUAAUGGCAGGCCUGCCCAACUUUUUUCCAGGAGUAACCCUCAAAAAGCAAAAAUAGGAGCUUUCCAUUUUUCCAUAAUUUAUUUAAAAUAAAUAAUAAAUCAGCCCAUAUAUAUGUAUUUGUGUGGUGAGUAUGGGUGUAAGAGUAAUAAAGUUUUUGAACUCUUGUAAUUUUUCAAUGUUGAAGUAUAAGAAUGCUAAACAUGUUUUAAUUUUAAAGAAGUGAGGGAGACACCUGACAUCAAUU